Messenger RNA from Trifolium pratense (red clover), 682 nucleotides. RefSeq lists its product as uncharacterized. The coding region runs from base 67 to 402 and encodes 111 amino acids. The record is from RefSeq and is a predicted model, not a curated record. The transcript is spliced from 3 exons. NCBI's taxonomy places the organism in Eukaryota, Viridiplantae, Streptophyta, Magnoliopsida, Fabales, Fabaceae.
ACCACACAAGAAUGUGUAUUCUUGUUAAAAAAAAAAAACAAACACCGCAUCUUUAACUUCCCCAAGAUGAAUAUAUACUGUUUGUUCUUGUUGAUUUCAUCCCCAAAAUCCCAAUUGAUUCUACUUUUCAUCUCGUUUCUUUUUGUCGCAAAAGUUUCUGUUUCAAUUUCAUCACCAAAAUUGAUUUCAUCCCCAAAAUCCCAAUUGAUUCUACUUCUCAGCCUCAUUGAAGGAAACGUGAUUCUAGUCUUCAUCUCGACAAAACGCUCUUCCUUCCUUUUUCCGAUUCUAUUCUCGCAAGCUGCUGUUUCUAUUCCAUACUCCAACUCUGCUUUUCUUCUAAUCAAGACAUUUGUUGUUGCAUAUAUAAGAGAGAGUAUUCUUCAAGAAGAAGAUAAAUAAUGAUGAUAUCGAAGAAGAAAUGAAAGAUCAUGAAGAAGAAGAAGAAGAGAGCUAGAUGUUUAUGUUUUUUUAAUAGGAUAUACAUUUUGAUGAUGUUAGUUUGAUGGUGAAUGCACAUAAUUGUGAUAUACAAUUCAUGUUAGUUUGAUAUAUGGUGAAUGCACAUGUGGAUAUACAUUUAAGAUGUUAGUUUCAUUUUGAAGAUGCAUGGUCUAUUUCAUUUUGAAGAUGUUAGUUUGAUUGUGAAUGAUUGACAAUAUUAGGACAACGUAAUGUUGAU